AGUGAUUCAGUGAAUGGAUGGAUGAGUGGCGAGUAAGCAGUGCUCACAACCAGUGCUCACAACUCAUACCAAACAUUGCAUUGAAUAUCAUGUGAAAUGAAUUCAUAGUUACAUUGAUUUCAUCACAACUUUGAUUACAAUUGAAUGAAUGAUCGCAUCCAUGGAUAGUAUGUGACCACAACAACAUCCCUCACCUCUUAGACGACUACUCAUUGAAAUCGCUGUCAAUUGAAUUGAUUGAAUCAAUGGCCAAAACUAAGACAAAAAUGGUUUACAUUGUGCUAACCAUCGGGUUAUCAGUGUUUUGUCAACAAAUGAUUGUUUCAAAUGCGAUACCAAUUGAUCACAAAGUGUUGGACACCAACCAAGACAUGAAGACUCAGUUUGAUUUGACUCAACGACAGACCAUCUCUGAGCUGAAGACCAUGUUAUCGCAAAAGACCACCAAAUUUGAUGAAUUCUUUCGGGAAUUAUUAAAGACAUCGAAACGAGACUUUCAUCAAAUGUUUUUACAAACUUAUGGACUCUUAUAUGAGAGGCAUUCGUCGAUAUUCACGGAUAUGUUUAAAGACUUGGAGGACUACUAUAGCAGUGGAAGUGUAGACCUAAGCGAUGCGAUGGAUAUGUUUUUCCAUCGGUUAUACCAAAAGAUGUUUCAGGUGUUGAACAGUCAGUAUAAGUUCGACGAUAAGUACUUGAGUUGUGUGAGCAAACACAUGGAUGAACUGAAACCCUUCGGAGAUGUGCCCAAGAAGUUGAGUCAAGAGAUAAAGCGGUCAUUCAUAGCGACGCGAACCUUCGUACAGGCGCUCAAUAACGGCAAAGACGUUAUCAAAAACAUUCUCGAAAUCCCAACCUCUCCUGAGUGCACCAAAGCCUUAACGAAGAUGUCGUUUUGCCCUCAAUGCCAAACAUCAAACGAAUUCAAGCCCUGCGCCUACUAUUGCCUUAAUGUUGUCAACACUUGUCUGGCCUUUCACUCAGAGCUCGACAAAGAGUGGAAUAACUAUAUCGACGCUCUUAUGCUCUUAGCCACACGUUUGGAGACUUCAUUCAACAUUGAAUCCGUGGUCGAUCCCAUUGACAUCAAGAUAUCUGAAGCCAUUAUGAAUUUCCAGGAGAACGGCGGCGCUGUUUCUAAUAAGCUAUUCGAGUCGUGUGGCAAACCUCACAUCGAGUCUAAGCGUGAGACUAGAGAUGUUCACUUUGAAGAGUCGCCCAAAUUUGCAGAACAGCCAUAUGUUGCCAACCCUACCGCUGCGACCGUCACCGGUUUGGAUCGACUCAUUCAAGACAUCAAGAAAAAGAUUAAGAAAACCAAAGGCUUUUGGGCACAAUUGCCACAAACCAUUUGCACUGAUAAACACAUCUCCACGCUAAUAGCUGCCGAUAAUAAAAGCUGUUAUAACGGAUCGGAUUUUUAUGAAAUCGACAAUAAGCCGGAAAGCCAUCAAAAGAGUGGAACUGAACUCAAUUUAGAAACAACGAGACAUAACGCGAUCAUAAAUCAGCAAAACUUGACGUUAAAAUUAAUAACAAAUAAAUUAAUCCAAGCCUAUAAUGGACAGGAUGUAGAUCUCGUCGACAAUGCCGACACAGAUAUGGAAACUGACGGCUCGGGGAGCGGUUCUGGCAGUGGUUACGGUGCAGAAGACAAUGACUACAAUUUGGUUCAGAAUAAUGUGGUGACAGACGACAUAUACUUCAAUCCGUCGACUCCUCGCACGCCUUACUUCACAGUCGAAGGCGAGACAAACGACCAAAAGUCGAAGAAUUGGUCGAAGUCUCCGAAACCCAACUCCCCUUUCAUGGGGAAAGACUCUUCAUUCAAGUCAACACUUUCGCUGUCAUUAAUUUUGUGGACUCUUUUGCUGAACUAUUCGUGUUUUUAUAUGAGACAAAGGCUGUGAUCAUAAGACUUAUAAUAACUUAUUAUAAAUAUAUUUGUAGUGCUUUUUUCACUUCCACUUCAUUCGAGUAUUUAUUUCAUCGUUUUAACGCCAAAACAACGGAAUAUAUUCUGAAUGUCAUUAUUUUCAUAAUUCAUGUAUUACUUCGACCGGAGAGACAAAAGUGCGAGAAAUAUUCAAAUCAAUCACACAAUGGAUGAGCUUUUGCUGUGAAAAUAGUGGUGUUUUGACUGUUGUUCUGAUAUGUGAUGUUCUGAUGUGUUGAUCAGAAACGUCUCCAAACAUUGGUUUUGGAAACAAGUUUUGAAAUGUGAUAAAAGAGAGACUAAAACGAAAUUCCUUUCGCUAUUACGUCAACAUUACUUGAUUUGUAUGAAUUGUAUUAAUAUUAUUAUGAAAAUUACUUCAAAUGUAUUCUAAGCCUAAAGAUAAGCAAAACUUUAGACAAUUAUCUCAUUAUUUUAUAAAUAAUAGAAAGAAUUCUUCGUUUAAAUACUAUUCCC
Messenger RNA from Oppiella nova, 2413 nucleotides. The record is from the annotation of a GenBank genome assembly. Lineage: Eukaryota; Metazoa; Arthropoda; Arachnida; Sarcoptiformes; Oppiidae.